AUGUAUCAGACAUUCACAGGAAGUGCGCGCCGCCCGCGCCAGGUCAACCUCUCCGGCCGGCCUACGAACCCUUUCGCUGCAGCCUCGUCAGCGCCCACAUCCGGCUCACAGUCUGCGGUAGCCUCUGCUGAGAGGGAGAGGGCAGCACGACAACGGAAGCGAGAGGAACUCCAGGCCUCCGCCCGCAUUCAGAAGGUAUGGAGGGGUCACAGUGCAAGGCGGAGGACCUUUCGCGCGUGGCGGCAAAUCUGGGACGAACUGGAAGAGCAGGCUUCGGCAAAGCAGCAAAGAGGAGCAUAUGCGAACGCGGAAGAGAGUCUGACACAACUCCGGCGACUGCUGCUGUUCUUCCGGGGUCGGGAAGGUGGCGAUCGGAAACGACUGGGAUGGUAUGGCAUGCGGCAGAUGGCCACGGCGGAUGCGGUUCGAUGUGAAGGUGGACCUUGGCCGGAGGCUUACUUGAAGUUGGAGCGGGCAUGCAUUUCCUCGCUGAGGCUAAGGGAUGGCACGGACACGGAGACAGACCGGGUGACAUUAAUGACAUUGGCAUUUGCUGCGAGGAGGACAACUUUGCGUGAGAAGGAUGCCACGGAGUACUACGAUGCUCUGAUGGCGUUGAGGGAGGUACACGCAGAUGCUCUGCAAAACGCGCUGCUGGCGCCGUUGCAAAGCUCCCCCGAGGCUUAUGUGGGCCUUGCGGUAUUGCUAUCGAGACCUUUGGCCGUGGAUAUGAUGGACUUGCUCCGCGUCUCAAUCGAUUCUCCCACGCUGGUUAGCGCUCUGGCAUCCAUACAGGAGCAUCGACUUGGAGACACUGCCCGGGCUAGGCUUUGGCUGUUAGGCAACACAAUCUUUUUGGCGGCGACGACGCAAGCUAGUGACAGUUUUACGGCGAUAAUAUCCCGCUUGCUUGGUUCACUCGCCGACGAAGUUGACUUUGAAGGAACACCAAUCGACAUGGAAAAUGUGUCUUUCGACCAGGAUGUCCUACGGAAAGUCAGCAGCGGUCUUCCUCUCAACAAGUUCCUCGACAAACAGAUCAGCUCUCUUAUCAACCAGGAAUCUAUUCGGAACCUGCUCAUUCGCCAAAGUCCUCACACCUCAAACGGUACAAACCGGGUAGCGAACACCCAGCUCCUUGCCGGCUAUGCACUCACACUCCUUCGCUGCUUUCCACGAAAAGCAGAUGACAUCCGGAUGUGGCUCUAUCUUGGUCCUACAAACAAGCGAACCGAUGACCAAGCUUUGCCAGCAACGCAGUACUUCUGGUCAGCAGCGAGAUCCAGUUCUGUCUUUGGCACCAUAGAGCAGAACUCGCGCACCGUCUUGCCACUGAUCAAGACUCCCACUCCCACAGCUGAGAUGCGCGACGACUGGACUGUCAUUCUAGUUUUCCUGGAGCUCUAUACAUUUCUUCUGAAGAUCAUGGAUGAUGAGGAGUUUGUUGGAAGUGGGAGAAGACCAAGUGCUAUCCCCUUGACCAACGUGGCCGACCUGGUGACGUUUCUGAAGAACCUUGGAUUCGUCCUCUACUUCAAUGCUUCAGAUCUGAACAAUACAGACACUGCCUCAGCCGCCAAGGAUGGACAGGGCUCGAGCUUGAGCAGGCAUUUUGGCCACGGCACUCUUGUUGCAGGCAUGCCAAAGAAGGACGCCGAAAGUAAACCGUUGGUAGUCGCGGGUCUCUCAGGAUUGACGAUUGACUACCUCAAAGGCCUGGUGACCGGCCUGUUGCGAGCCAUCUAUGAGCGCGAUUCAAGACGACACUUCCUACCUGCAGACCACUGGCUUUUGACGAGCAGAUUCAACAUGGAGCAGUUCAUCCCAGGGGUUGUGGCUGAAGAGGAGUCUCGGCAUCAAGUCCAAGAACAGGACGACGAGGAUAAGGAUGACACCGCAGCCGACUCAGACGAUGAGCCUGCUGGCGGGAUAAUGUCUGGUGCUGGAGCUCGCGCCGGUGCACUUCGCUCGCAAGAGAAUCGAGCGCGAGCGCAACGGAAAGCGAGCCGUAAGCGUUAUCUCGAAUCGGUGGCGCCUCGUCUGGAGAUUCUUCAGAACAUGCCCUUCUUCAUUCCUUUCACUACCCGAGUGGAGAUCUUCCGCCAGUUUGUCGGCUUGGAUCAAGAAAAGCGACGGAAUGGCCACACCGAUCCCGACCUCUGGCGACAGAGCAUGUUUGUUCAGGCUACCCAACACGGCGUCGACCCGCGACAUAUGCUGGCACGGCACCACGCCAAGAUAAGACGGAAGAACGAAUUUGAUGAUGCUUUCAGAGAAUUCUAUGAUCUUGGAGCCUCGCUCAAAGAACCAAUCCAGAUCACUUUCGUUGACGAGUUCGACAUCGCCGAAGCAGGCAUUGACGGUGGCGGUGUCACGAAGGAGUUUCUGACUUCUGUCAUCAACCAAGCCUUCGAUGUUGAAAGUGACACCAUGCCAGAGAAGUUCUUUGUAGAGAACGACAAGCACCUGCUCUACCCUAACCCGACCGCUCUCGAGGAUCUCAAGCUUAAGUGGCAGUCCAUGGGCUUUCCCCAAAAUCACCCAGAAUCUCGGGCGGCUGUCAAGGAGCUACUGCAGCAGUAUGAGUUCCUGGGCAGAAUUAUCGGCAAGUGCUUGUACGAAGGCAUCCUGGUGGACGUCAAUUUCGCCGGCUUCUUCCUGAAGAAGUGGGCGCUCACGGGUGGCACGGGACAGGCGACGUUGGAAUCAGGUUACAGGGCAAACAUCAACGACUUGCGAGAUCUUGACGAGGGUCUUUACAAAGGCCUGCUGAGUCUGAAGAAUGCGCCUGCAGAUGAGGUCGAGAGCUUGGGCUUGACGUUCACCGUGGACGACAUGAUUGGGCCCGACGAGAAGAAACAAGUCGUCGAGCGAGAGCUCAUCCCCAACGGCGCCAACGAGCCUGUCACAGCACAGAACAGACUACUCUACAUCAACGCCAUCUCUCGCUACCGCUUGCAAGGCCAGAGCGCCGCGCAAACGAACGCCUUCCUCCGAGGUCUCGGCAGCAUCGUCCAGCCGAGCUGGCUCAACAUGUUCAACCAGUCCGAACUGCAGACUCUAAUCGGCGGGUCUGGCAGCGCUAUCGACGUCGCUGACCUCCGCCGCAACACCCUCUACGGCGGCACGUACGUCGUCGGAGACGAUGACGCAGAACACCCGAGCAUUCAGCUGUUCUGGAACGUGAUGGAGAAGCUCCCAGAUGCCGAUCGCAGGGCGGUGCUCAAGUUCGUUACGUCUACACCCAGAGGUCCGUUGCUUGGGUUUGAGUACCUGAAUCCGAGGUUCAGCAUCAGGGAUAGUGGGAGUGAUGAGGGGAGAUGGCCGAGCACGAGUACGUGUGUCAACCUGCUCAAGCUGCCGAUGUAUAGGUCGGAGGAGGUUAUGAAGAGUCGGCUUUUGGCGGCUGUCCGCAGUGGAGCUGGGUUCGACCUGAGUUAA
Messenger RNA from Saxophila tyrrhenica, 3441 nucleotides. It is a transcript of the gene HUL5, whose product is annotated as ubiquitin-protein ligase (E3). Lineage: Eukaryota; Fungi; Ascomycota; Dothideomycetes; Mycosphaerellales; Extremaceae. Gene Ontology annotation, biological process: ubiquitin-dependent protein catabolic process; protein polyubiquitination. The record is from RefSeq and is a predicted model, not a curated record. The transcript has a single exon. Gene Ontology annotation, molecular function: protein binding; ubiquitin protein ligase activity. The coding region runs from base 1 to 3441 and encodes 1146 amino acids.